This is a messenger RNA of Plenodomus lingam JN3, 747 nucleotides long. NCBI's taxonomy places the organism in Eukaryota, Fungi, Ascomycota, Dothideomycetes, Pleosporales, Leptosphaeriaceae. The record is from RefSeq and is a predicted model, not a curated record.
AUGAGGUCCUUUUCACUUCUCCCCAUCGCGGCUCUCUGCGCCACCUCGCUCGCUGCACCAACACCCGCAGAGGGCGUCAGCUUUCCCAUCACUGACUUGCUCGACUCUGAUCUUACCAUUGAUGAAUACGUCCGUCAGCUUGAAGGCAACAGCAAUGCCGCACCCGCUGUUACCAAGCGUCAAUACACUGGCACUACUUACAACCAACUCACCGAUGGCACCCCUUGCCGUGCCGUGACUGUCAUCUACGCACGCGGCACGACACAAGAGGGAAAUGUCGGUGAUGUAGGCUCCGAGGGCCCUACGUUCCUCAAUGCUCUUGCCAACCGCUUGGGGGGAACUGGCCGUCUUGCCAUCCAGGGCGUAGACUACCCAGCAAACAUCUUCGGAUUCUUGGCGGGCGGAGAUGCCGGCGGAGCCACGACAACACUCAACCUCAUCAACCGGGCCAUCACCCAAUGCCCAUCCACCAAGAUUGUAGUCUCAGGCUACAGCCAGGGCGCCCAACUCGUACACACCGCUACCCAAAGACUCUCAGCCGCCAAUGCUGCCCGUAUCAACGCAAUCGUCACAUUCGGAGACCCAGAUCAAGACGAGAGCUUCGGCCCCGUUGCCGCCUCCAAGAUCCUCAUCAUCUGUCACGAUGGCGACAACAUCUGCGACAACGGCAUCAUCGUCACCGCUGACCACAGGAACUACGAGCGCGAUGCUCCCGCGGCUGCGGAAUUCGUGGCCGCCCGUGUUUAG